AGCAAGGCAUUGCACGACCAACCUUGCAGAGAGAGAGGGAGAGAGAGAGAGAGAGGGACAGUUUGAGAACGAGGAGGAGAGCUUUGGAGUUUCCUCAAGAUUGGUUUGGCAUAAUCGCCCCCUUAAUUAUUUCAUCUUCGGCCAUUCCAAAGGAUUAACCUAAAGCCAAACUUUCAUUUCUUUUGUGUUCAGUCUCUGCCAUAUCUAUUAAUCUCAGCUUCUGUUUGUUUUUUUUUUUUUUACUGCCUUUCUAAUCUUAUGGGCGCAGUGUCUAUAAACACUUAUCAUUCUCGUUCUCUUGCUCUAUAUAUAAGCUGAAAAACAAAGAUCCUUGCUUUUUUCUCUCGCUACAGCUGCAGCACAUAUCUUCAUUUUCUUCGUUUAGUGUGUUAGUGGAAUAAAUGGCAAAUGCAUCUGGAUUAUUUACCCCUUCAGUUCCAAGCCUAAAGAGGAGGAUUAGACCUUCAAUAGGGAUUAUUGGAUCUGGGUUUUUCUCCUCCUAUAGAAUAUCGAAGAGGGUAUUUUGCUCCGGCGCCAUUGAAGGUGCAGAGAAGCUUUCUAGUUCUCAAUCUCGAAUACCCAGGCUUAUUAGUAAAGGCUGCAAGCUAGUUGGAAGUGGCUCAGCAGUACCCACUCUUCAGGUUUCAAAUGAUGAUCUUGCAAAAAUAGUUGAUACAAAUGAUGAAUGGAUAUCUGUUCGAACUGGGAUUCGCAAUCGAAGAGUUCUUACAGGCAAAGAUAGCUUGAUUUCUCUAGCUGCAGAGGCAGCUAGUAAGGCUCUUCAGAUGGCAGAAGUGGAGCCUGAUGAUGUGGACCUAGUCUUGAUGUGCACAUCUACACCAGAAGAUCUUUUUGGUAGUGCUCCUCAGAUCCAAAAGGCACUUGGCUGCAAAAGAAAUCCUUUGGCUUAUGAUAUUACAGCUGCAUGUAGUGGAUUCAUAUUGGGUCUGGUUUCAGCUGCUUGUCACAUUAGGGGAGGUGGGUUUCAAAAUGUAUUGGUUGUUGGCGCUGAUUCUCUUUCUCGAUACGUUGACUGGACGGAUAGAGGAACUUGUAUUCUCUUUGGGGAUGCUGCAGGUGCUGUGCUCGUACAGGCCUGUGACAGUGAGGAUGAUGGUUUGUUUAGUUUUGACUUGCAUAGUGAUGGUGAUGGCCAAAGACAUUUGAAAGCCACCAUCAAAGAAAACGAACUGGAUCAUGCACUGGAAUCUAACGGUUCAGUUUUAGGCUUCCCUCCCUGGCAUACCUCGUAUUCUUGCAUUCAGAUGAAUGGAAAAGAGGUUUUUCGCUUUGCUGUACGAUGUGUGCCACAAUCUGUAGAGUCUGCCCUUGAAAAGGCUGGUCUCACUGGGUCUAGCAUUGAUUGGUUACUGCUCCACCAGGCAAAUCAGAGGAUCCUUGAUGCAGUUGCAACACGUUUAGAAGUCCCACCAGAAAGGGUCAUAUCAAAUUUAGUAAAUUAUGGCAACACAAGUGCUGCUUCAAUUCCACUGGCUUUGGAUGAAGCUGUUCGAAGUGGAAAGGUGAAGCCAGGCCACACCAUUGCAACAGCCGGUUUUGGGGCCGGCCUAACAUGGGGUUCUGCCAUUAUCAGAUGGGGGUGAAAAUUUUAAUUUCCCACCAAUGACCAGUAUAAAAGCGACAAGAGCGUUCAGUUAUACAGUUCUUGCCUUCCUUUCCACAUGUAUUACAGAUAAUCAGAGAUUGCAAAUGCAAAAUCUCUAACGGCGCCCUUUUGUUUUCUUGCUUUCUGUCAGCAACUUUAUUUUUGCACCUCUAAUAAAUUUUUAUUCUUUUUAAAAAUUCUCAAAGUUCCUUGUAUUUUGAUCACCAUUGUAAGCUUUGGGACACCAUUUCAUUUGCUGUACAUUAUCCUUGUUGGUGCUGACCAGACUCUUAUAAAUAUUAAGAAGUACAAUCUGAAGAA
Messenger RNA from Hevea brasiliensis (rubber tree), 1927 nucleotides. Its product is annotated as beta-ketoacyl-[acyl-carrier-protein] synthase III A, chloroplastic. Gene Ontology annotation, cellular component: chloroplast. Lineage: Eukaryota; Viridiplantae; Streptophyta; Magnoliopsida; Malpighiales; Euphorbiaceae. The record is from RefSeq and is a predicted model, not a curated record. Gene Ontology annotation, molecular function: 3-oxoacyl-[acyl-carrier-protein] synthase activity. The transcript has 8 exons. Bases 402 to 1604 code for a protein of 400 amino acids. Gene Ontology annotation, biological process: fatty acid biosynthetic process.